Molecule: messenger RNA, 3021 nt
Organism: Porites lobata
Lineage: Eukaryota; Metazoa; Cnidaria; Anthozoa; Scleractinia; Poritidae
Source: the annotation of a GenBank genome assembly
AUGCAGGGCAAAAUUGCAGAUCAAGAUCGGAAAAAUCUUUCUCAUCACCCAGCGAAAAAACGUCGUGGUACAUUUCUGUUCCCAGAACCAACUGGCCCUCACCCUCAACGCAGGAAAAAUCACGAUAGUUCCAGUGCCUCCUCAUGCGUCACUACAACAAAGGAAUUUACUUUCGAAGAACUGCAGAGACUUCUUUUUACUAAAAACGACAUUCAGGAGAUCAGUGUCAAGCGUCCAGUGGAAUCACGGCAAAAUGAGUGCUUUUGUGAGUAUAUAAUACCCGACCGGGACAUUUAAAUGCCUUAGUUAGUUUCCACCAGUGAUAGAGAGAGGGCAGCGCAAAUGAGAGAUCAUCUUAAAUUUAACGGCAAGGUGAAAACAUUACCUGAUCUGGGAACACCCUGGUUUUCGAACGCCAUUUUGAAAAAUGUGAAUGUCUUCCCUUUUUGUGCUUACCGAAUGGAACUAUGGGUAGAAACACCAAGUCAAACCGAACAAAUAACGAGCAAAGCCGGUGGGCAUACGAAAUUAUCCGAUUUCUGAAAUGGCCGCCAUGACGUGAAAUAACAAGGUAGUUAUCAGUGGGAAAAGGGGGUGUAUACAGUCCCGCACACAAGUCUUUCCUUGGAACGACGAGUCCCAUCUGAAUACAAUCGAUUUCGCCACUUCGCCUACUCUAGAAUUAUGAACUAGAGGUUAAAAAUUGUAAGUAUAAUGUGGCGAGCAGAUGCUGGGCAGUAAAACAUCAUCUGAGAAACGAUGAACUAACAUAUACGUUUUGCUAAUUAUAAACCCUUUUAUAUGGCCGAUUUAUAGUUGUGGAUAAACGACUUCAGGGGAGCGCCAAAAUCACCAGUUCUUUGUGAUUUGGGUCUUUAUUGGCCAGUUACAAUCAUACCAAAAUAAUUUGAAACUGUUUGUGCGCGCCACAGGACACAGCGACAGGACAACCAAGGAACCAAAGGAGACCCAAAGAUUAGGCUGCUGCUCGCCUGGAGGCGCGCAGCCAUUAUUCUCAUCAUAAUGGUAUUUUAAUUCUGUUUCAGGGUGUGAUGCAACUAAGACAAAUCCAAACUUUCAAUGUCCCAUGCAUAAGCAUGACAAAGCAGUCGUGAGGAAGACUUCACAGUUACCACUGGCUCUGAGAUCACUUCCGCCGGAAGUUGGUUUGUGUACCUCCACUAUCCCCGGGCAGGAAUGUGGUAUUUGCGCCAAGCGAAAGAUUCCUGUUGGUGCGUGGAUUGGCCCUUAUGAAGGAAAAUUUUUGAAGCCGAAAGAGCUGUCUUCAACAACCGACACAUCAUAUAUGUGGGAGGUAUGUUCACGAAAGAGUGGUUAUUUCAGUAUUUUGCAAAAAAAAAGUUUAUUUUGAGAUGCGACUGUUCAGUUACAAAUUAAAGAGGUCGAUAAAAUGUGACAAGCGCAAAGGGUGGACUAUUUAACGAGCAGUAGGAGAGUUCGUCAUCUAUCACAACAAAGCCGUAGAAUUUUAAUAGCAUAUUGUAUAAAUUUAUUUUUGUUUGGUGUACACUACCCUCUCUACCAGCAGAGCCUCUCUUUCGUAAUCGAGAAAGACUCCGUUUGAAUCUUUUUUGAGCUUGCGCUGAAUCUUGCUACUGUACAGUUUCGAACCCAGGCCUAAUAUCCGUGCGCUUGGUACAGCGGGCUUAGUUAUGAACAUAGGGUUACCAAAAAACGUAUGCUGGCUCUCGGAAAAGCCAAUUUAACGAGAAAACAUUCAAUUUUCAGAUCUUUCAAAAUGGUGAACUGACAGGUUAUAUUGAUGGCAGUGAUGUUAAACUCACAAGCUGGAUGCGAUUCAUUCGUUCUGCUCGACACAAGAGGGAACAAAAUCUAUUUGCGUUUCAGUACUUGGGCAGAAUAUUCUAUCGUGCAUUCAAAGAUAUUCUACCUGGAGAAGAAAUGCUAGUAUGGUACGAUGAAAAAUACCCACAAUACCUUGGAAUUCCAUGGACAAUAUUUGACCUAGCAGCUGCAGUUCCUCCUGGUAGGUGGUCCCAAGGUUACCAUUCUUCGUUCUUUUUUGUGUUAUCUAAUCUGAAGAGAGAUAGCAUUCAGUUUACAUUUUUUUCAAAAUGUGAGUUUUAUCCCCGCUGCAUGAAUAGUAGCCUCAGGCAACCUCCGUUACCCUUUCUGGGACAGUUUAAGAGGACGAUAAAUCAGAUACCCUGCUGGGUACGAGAGGUUUUCUUUCUCGCGUGCGGCAGGAUGCUUCUGAAGCGGCGGCAGCACGAAGUUACGAGCGGCGAAGCACUGAAAACCGCACAUGACAAGUCUCUUGCACCGAGAAUAUAAAUCGCACGAUAUUCCCCAAAUCGUCCCUUAAAAAAGGCCUGUUACUAGGGUUACGUGUUUGCAGCGUGGUGUUCAUUUGAAUUUCUGAAACGCAAACGCAACGAAGGCGCUCGAAUCAGACCCCGCCCCUCCCACAUAAUUAUAUAUAUGUCGGUACCUAGCCGGCGUAGCAAGCGUUUCCGCGCGAGUUGGUCGAGGAAGCUGGAACGAUAACGGAAUAAGUCGUGCGGAAACACUUACUACGCAGGCCUGUCGGCGCCAAGCGAAAGCAAGGAGUCGUAUAUUGAUUCUGGGACAGAUAAUAAGUAGGAGGGAAAAUUUUUGUGCCUAUCACUAGGAGAUUUCUAAAAAACCAAACGCAAAAUCACUUUUCAUAUCAUACAUCAAAUCAUUAAAAGGAAAAAAACCUAUGCUUCAUAUCUCUCAGUUUAAUCUAAGUUAGUAAUUUUACGAAAAAAGAGUGUCAAACCGACUAUAGAGCCAGUACACUCUACAAAAGAAACGGAAACAGCUCAUGUUACAAAAAGUAUCUCUUUGACAACUACUAAUUUAGAAUUUGCUUAAAUUACCUCUUUAGGUACCAGUUCUCGAACCGAUGAAGUCAUAAUGGUGUCGCCCGUCGGUAAAAAUGAUCGACCGCUGAACAUAAGCACCCAAGAAUCGAUUUUCCCUCGUCCUCCUCCGUCACCGCUUUCGAAGCCAAGC